CAUGCCUCCUUCCCCCCUCUAUCGAAGCGCCAGCAAAAAGAAACCCUAGAAACCGGGGCGGCGUUGGCGGCAGCGAAGAUGGUGUGCAUCCGUCAGGCGACGGUGGAGGAUCUGCUGGCGAUGCAGGCGUGCAACCUGCUCUGCCUCCCAGAGAACUACCAGAUGAAGUACUAUCUGUAUCACAUCCUGUCGUGGCCGCAGCUCCUCUUCGUCGCCGAGGACUACGGCGGCAAGAUCGUGGGCUACGUCCUGGCCAAGAUGGAGGAGGAUGCCUCGGAGCCAUGCCAUGGCCACAUCACCUCCCUCGCCGUCCUCCGCACCCACCGCAAGCUCGGCCUCGCCACCAAGCUCAUGACCGCCGCCCAGAACGCCAUGGAGUCCGUCUUCGGCGCGGAGUACGUCUCCCUCCACGUCCGUCGCAGCAACCGCGCCGCCAUCAACCUCUACACCUCCACCCUCGGAUAUAAGAUCCACGACGUCGAGGCCAAAUACUACGCCGACGGCGAAGACGCCUACGACAUGCGGAAGCAGCUCAAGGGCCGCCCCGCUCCCCAUCAUCACGGUCAUGGCCACCACCACGCUGGCGGUGCCUGCUGCUCCGGGGAUGCCGGGAAGCCGGUGGAGGCUGAUACUGGUACUGGCGCUUCUGCCUCUGCCUCUGCUCCUGCUAAUGCGGGAGAGCGAAGGGCUGGUGGCGUCUAAUCGAGGUAAUUUCGUGGAUCUUGGUGCCCGGAGUUACGGUUCUCUUCUCCUUGCUGAAUUGCUGUUAGUUGUCUUGUUUUCCUUGUAUACUGGAAUAGCUGCAAGUUCUUGUUAGUAUGUUCUUGAUUUGGAGUUGAUUCUUGGAUGACUGAACCAGGAAGAAAAGAACAGUUUCUGAAAAUUUAAGAUGGUCCUGUAUCCGAUUAUUAUGUAUAUGAUUAUGUUUUGUGCGAGAAGAAACUAAAUGCUUGAAGUUGGGUC
Elaeis guineensis (African oil palm) is the source of this 963-nucleotide messenger RNA. Its product is annotated as N-terminal acetyltransferase A complex catalytic subunit NAA10. Gene Ontology annotation, biological process: N-terminal protein amino acid acetylation. NCBI's taxonomy places the organism in Eukaryota, Viridiplantae, Streptophyta, Magnoliopsida, Arecales, Arecaceae. Gene Ontology annotation, cellular component: NatA complex. Gene Ontology annotation, molecular function: protein N-terminal-serine acetyltransferase activity; protein-N-terminal-glutamate acetyltransferase activity. The record is from RefSeq and is a predicted model, not a curated record.